AUGGGAAGUGUGAGAGCCCAUCGGUACAGCAUAGUUUCCUCAGAGGAAGGCGGAAUGAAGCUAUCCCCCAUCGCCAUGCAAAAUGGCUACGGCAAUGGAAAUGUGGCUGGCAAAGUGCACACGCCAUAUAAAAUGCAAUGCCGCUUUGUCAACAAGGACGGACACUGCAAUGUGCAGUUCAUCAACAUGAGUGAGAAAGGUCAGCGCUACCUAGCUGACAUCUUCACGACGUGUGUUGACAUUCGCUGGCGUUGGAUGGUGAUCAUCUUCUGCCUCUCCUUCCUAUUGUCCUGGCUUCUUUUUGGAUUUAUAUUCUGGCUUGUUGCACUUUUUUCUGGGGACUUGGAGAAUCAGGAACAGAUAUGUAUUUCGAAUGUUGACAGCUUCACGGCAGCCUUCCUGUUUUCCGUUGAAACGCAAACGACUAUUGGCUACGGUUACCGCUAUGUGACGGAGGACUGCCCCGUUGCUGUCUUCAUGGUGGUGUUCCAAAGCAUUGUAGGAUGCAUCAUUGAUGCUUUCAUCAUUGGUGCAGUCAUGGCUAAGAUGGCCAAGCCCAAGAAACGAAACGAAACCCUUGUGUUCAGUCACUAUGCCACAAUUGCCAUGAGGGACGGUAAACUGUGCUUGAUGUGGAGGGUCGGGAACCUACGGAAGAGCCACCUGGUGGAAGCUCACGUUCGAGCCCAGCUUCUCAAAUCUCGCACCACCGCUGAAGGCGAAUUCAUUCUGCUGGAUCAGAUAGACAUUGACAUUGGAUUUGACACCGGUAUUGACCGUCUAUUUUUAGUGUCCCCCAUUACCAUUGUCCACGAGAUUGACGAGGACAGUCCAUUCUAUGAAAUGAGCAAACAGGAACUGGAAAGUUCGGAGCUGGAAAUAGUUGUCAUUUUAGAGGGCAUGGUGGAAGCUACGGCCAUGACCACUCAGUGUCGCAGCUCUUACGUGACGAGUGAAAUCUUGUGGGGGCAUCGGUUUGAGCCGGUUCUUUUUGAGGAGAAAAAUCACUACAAAGUGGACUACUCGCAGUUUGAGAACACCUAUGAGGUUCCUAGCACUCCACAAUGUAGUGCCAGAGAUUUGGCCGAAAAGAAGUACAGUAUAUCUACUUCAAACUCUUUUUGUUAUGAGAAUGAAGUAGCCUUCAUGGAUAAAGAAGAAACCGAGGAUGAUGAUGAAGAAGAGGAAGAGGAGCAGGAACAACAGAGUGUGGCCUUGGAGGGAUCCAAUGUUGAUGUGGUCACAAACACGGUUUCCAGUCAGGAUACUUUACCUCUACAACUAAAACUGCAACUCGGAGAACCUGAAAUAUGACAGACAGAUAUGGAGUAUGGAUUUUUAAAAGGGUGAAGAAGACUUUGGUCUUGGCCUUGGAGAAGCCUGUCUUGUUCUAGCAUUGACAUUGGUUUUUAAAGGAGCCAAGUCACAAAUUGAAAACCUUGGUUCAGGAUAAUAGCCUGUUAAUGAGCUGGUCUCUUAACAACUUUGUAUUUCAUUCUCCUCUUUCUAUAUAUAUAUACAGUACUGUACAACAGUCACCCAAGAAGGUAUUUCUAUUUAUAUGGAUGCUGACAUUGAAUAAUAUUAGAAUAGACCAAAACAUUAACACAAUACACAUAACACAAAUUCAUUGGGUCUUCCAAUGAUUUCACAUUGAUAUCUUGUAAGAUGUUUAGAGGAACAUUUACAUACAGUAUUUCUAGACAUGACAUCCAGAUAAAUAGCUUCAAGCACAUAUUUGAACAUAUAUAUGUAUAUAA
Molecule: messenger RNA, 1760 nt
Organism: Xyrauchen texanus (razorback sucker)
Lineage: Eukaryota; Metazoa; Chordata; Actinopteri; Cypriniformes; Catostomidae
Gene: kcnj2b
Product: potassium inwardly rectifying channel subfamily J member 2b
Biological process (GO): potassium ion import across plasma membrane; regulation of monoatomic ion transmembrane transport
Cellular component (GO): plasma membrane
Molecular function (GO): inward rectifier potassium channel activity
Source: RefSeq, a predicted model, not a curated record